Molecule: messenger RNA, 868 nt
Organism: Ylistrum balloti
Lineage: Eukaryota; Metazoa; Mollusca; Bivalvia; Pectinida; Pectinidae
Product: large ribosomal subunit protein eL8-like
Exons: 7
Coding region: 26-826 (266 amino acids)
Biological process (GO): ribosome biogenesis
Cellular component (GO): ribonucleoprotein complex
Source: RefSeq, a predicted model, not a curated record
UCCCCCUUUUCCGGGGUUAGCCAUCAUGCCAAUGAAAAAAAAGGGGAAGAAGAAGGUGGCUGCGGCCCCUUUGAUGGCCAAAAGGGCUGUUGAACAGAAGAAAGUUGUCAAUCCCCUUAUUGAGAAACGACCAAGGAACUUUGGAAUUGGUCAGGAUAUUCAGCCAAAAAGAGACCUUAGCCGUUUUGUCAAGUGGCCCAAGUACAUUCGUCUCCAGAGGCAAAAAGCUGUACUUCUGCAACGUCUGAAGGUUCCACCCCCAAUUAACCAGUUCAAACAGACUCUAGAUGGAAAGACAGCAACACAAGUUUUCCGUCUGAUGGACAAAUAUAAGCCUGAAUCCAAACAGGCAAGGAAGGCUAGACUGAAGGCUCGUGCAGAACAGCGUGCCAGUGGUGGUGAUGAUGUACCAACAAAGCGUCCCCCUGUAGUGAGGUCAGGAGUCAACAACAUCACAUGUCUAGUGGAACAGAAGAAAGCACAAUUGGUGGUCAUUGCCCAUGAUGUGGAUCCAUUAGAAAUUGUGUUAUUCCUGCCAGCUCUAUGCAGAAAGAUGGGUGUACCUUACUGUAUUGUGAAAGGAAAAGCACGUUUAGGACGUGUUGUCAACAGGAAAACUGCCACAUGUCUGGCAAUUACAAAUGUCAACCCUGAGGACAAGUCUUCUCUCAGUAAGCUGGUGGAGGCAGUCAAGACCAACUUCAAUGAAAGACAUGAAGAGAUCCGUCGUCACUGGGGUGGAGGACAGAUGGGCAGCAAGUCCCAGGCUCGCAUCACCAAGCUGGAGAAGGCAAAAGCAAAGGAACUUGCACAAAAAAUGGGCUAGCUCUUUUCAACACCUGACAAAUAAAUUAUGGCUGGAAGGAAA